AUGCCAGCCAUGCCAACCGCAAAUUUCUCUUUUCUUCCCAUCUCCUUAACGUUUGUGCAACCUUGAACAGCUAGCAUCAUAAAAUCAAUGUGUUUAUAGCUCAUUCAUCAUAUAUGUACCAUUAUUACUACUAUCAUAUACAUGAAUAAAAUGCAAUCAUAACAUGAUAGUCCAAGAGGGUCUCUCUUAGCUAAAAAUUUAAUUAACCUCACCCACCAUCCUUUCCUCACCAUUAAUACAAUAUUUAAGACAGGAAAAGAAAGAGAAAUAGAAAGAGAAGGUUUUUUUACCUUCCUAUUUUCUUCCUCUCAAGAAAAGUCGUUUUUCAAUUUCCCUUUUCAUUGUUAGGUUUAUUUGUUUGGGUAUAUGGUAAAAUGGAAAUGUCCAUGAAAGUUAGAUUUACUUUGUGCUGAUUGCAUUACUAGUAUUGGUUUUGUAGCUCCUUUUUUUUACCUAUUUCUUCUCUCUUGGCGUUGAAAGAGAAAUUAUGGACACUAUUAUUGUUGAGAGGAAGAAAAGAAUUUCCACUCUUCAUCUUCUUCUUGCUUUCUCGUUCACCUUCCUUCUACAAACAACUAUUAGAGUUGAAUGCAUCAACCUAAACUACACUAAGUACAGGCAAGUUAGUAGUUUGAGACUUGAAAGGAUUCAGAGGCACUUGAACAAGAUUAACAAGCCUCCUGUCCUUACUAUAGAGAGUCAAGAUGGUGAUCUCAUAGAUUGUGUUCACAAAAGAAAGCAACCAGCCUUAGAUCACCCUCUUUUAAAGAAUCACAAAAUCCAGAAAAGACCAACGACGAUGCCAAAGGGAAUGGAUAUGAAUAUUAAUGAAGAGUCUAGAGAAGAUGAGAGAAGUAGUAAGAGUGGUGUGGCAUGGCAAAUGUGGCACCAAAAUGGGACACGUUGUCCAAAAGGAACUGUACCGAUACGGCGGAGCACGGUGCAUGAUGUGUUGAGAGCUAAAUCUUUGUAUGAAUAUGGGAAGAAACAACGACGGUCACAACUUUUAUUCGGUCGCAAUGAGCCCCCAGAAGUUGUUAAUAACGGAGAGGGACAUGAGCAUGCGAUUGCGUUCACAAAAUCGGGGGAAGAGGUGUAUGGGGCAAAAGCAACAAUAAAUGUGUGGGAUCCAACGGUGGAAGUAGUCAACGAAUUUAGUCUUUCUCAAAUUUGGAUUCUUUCUGGAUCUUUUGGUGGCUCAGAUCUUAAUAGCAUUGAAGCUGGUUGGCAGGUCAGUCCGGAGCUUUAUGGUGACAGCAGACCCAGAUUAUUUACUUACUGGACGAGUGACACAUAUCAAGCAACUGGAUGCUACAACCUUCUUUGUGCUGGUUUUGUUCAAACAAAUAGCAAGAUAGCCAUUGGAGCUUCCAUUUCUCCUCUCUCUUCUUAUAAUGCCAAGCAAUUUGACAUCACCAUACUCAUCUGGAAGGAUCCACAACUUGGGAACUGGUGGAUGAGAUUUGGUGACGGCACAUUGAUAGGGUAUUGGCCAGUAGAGUUAUUCACACACUUAGCCGACCGUGCCACCAUGGUCCAAUGGGGUGGCGAGGUAGUGAACAGUCGCGCCAAUGGCCAACACACCUCCACUCAAAUGGGUUCCGGCCACUUUGCUGAAGAUGGCUUUGGAAAAGCAAGCUACUUCAGGAACCUUGAGAUCGUAGACACCGACAACAGUCUCACCUCCGCGACCAACAUCUUAACCUUAGCCCAGAACAAAAACUGUUACAAUAUCAAGAGCUCCUACAACAACAAAUGGGGCACAUACUUUUACUAUGGUGGCCCUGGCAACAAUCCACAAUGCUCGUGAUCAUCAAAUGAUUAUAUUAAACUGGUGAUCAUCACUAUUUCUUUCAUUCCAGUUUAGUACUUAAUUAUAUAUAUGUAGUAUAAUUCUAAAAUUAAUUAGCUAGUUAAUUCACGUCCAAGUCAUCUUUCUCUGAUAGCUAGUUUCAUGUUACAUAUUCUUUACUUGUACGUAAAUAUAAAAUUGUUGUUGAGCCAUUUCCAUUCUUGUUUCUGCCACUUACGUCCUUCUUGUUUGUUGAUUGAGUGCAUAAAACAUGACUGGAAAUGGUAACAUUUGAAUGACUUUAAUAUAUCAAAUGCCAAGCUCAAUUUUCCCCCAA
Medicago truncatula (barrel medic) is the source of this 2129-nucleotide messenger RNA. RefSeq lists its product as uncharacterized. NCBI's taxonomy places the organism in Eukaryota, Viridiplantae, Streptophyta, Magnoliopsida, Fabales, Fabaceae. The transcript has 7 exons. The record is from RefSeq and is a predicted model, not a curated record. Bases 488 to 1810 code for a protein of 440 amino acids.